Molecule: messenger RNA, 2914 nt
Organism: Sycon ciliatum
Lineage: Eukaryota; Metazoa; Porifera; Calcarea; Leucosolenida; Sycettidae
Product: GTP-binding protein REM 1-like
Exons: 4
Coding region: 590-1981 (463 amino acids)
Molecular function (GO): GTPase activity; GTP binding
Source: RefSeq, a predicted model, not a curated record
CUGGGGAGAGAGAGAGAGAGGGAGGGAGAGUGUUUGGUUUGAGCUAUUUUCAGUGAUGGUCACAGAUACAUCACGUGUGUUACUAGUUCCCGAUAUACGAUAUAGAUAGUGACUAUGAUGUGCUGUACUUGUGUUUGUGCUUGUAAAGUACCACUACUAUAGUACUUCCUAAUAACUUGCUAGUAACUUGCUAGUACAUGUAGUAGUAGUGGUGGUGGUGAUCUGGAGACUGCAGUGCAUUGACCCAGUGGUCGUAGCGAUACAUGUAUAAACAACUAGCCAUUAUGAUUCGUCUCAGCUAACACCAUUGUCUUUGAGCUAACCGGGCGUCGUGUCGUGUCUUCGAAUCGAAUGUUUCGUAGUGUUGUGAGUGAUCGAGUCAAGGACGCUCUGGAACAUUCCUUCCCGCCGCAGAGCACCCAACAACAUUCAUUCUCGCCACAGUGCAGCCAAAGACAAUCUGAGACCAUCCAUCUCGCCAUCUCGCCAUAGUUUUAAAGUCAAGGAAAGUUUGCGACCAUUACUAUCUUUCUCGUCAUAGUGCAGCCAAAGGUUCGUCGAAAUCCACCUGACGAAGCCGUGUAGCAACAUGCUGCAGCGAUCCAGCAAGCUAUCUCCCACGCCUAUGCUUGCCCCGUCCCCAAGUAUGGUGUCUGCUGGUGGCGAGGACAGCAGAGCAAUAGCCCGCAGAAAACGAAAGGAAUCAAGCCAUGACGUCAUCGUUCUGGGAGAUAAAUCCGUGGGAAAGUCAGCUCUCGUUGUUCAGCUGAUGACGCACAAAUUCAUACACGAUUACGACUCGUCAGGUGAUCUCUUGUACCACAAGGACGUGCAUGUCGGUGAUCACGCGACAAAGCUUGGAAUCUGGGAUGUUGUCUCCAACGAUACAGUGGCGGAUUCACCUGCUAUCCUGGAAGACAGCUGCGAUGCAAGUGGUGUUCUUCUGGUCUACAGCGUGGCCGAUAGGGCGAGCUUUCGACGAGCAGCCGACAUGAAGAAAUCCAUUGACCGGUGGCAAACUCAGCACCGUCAAGACGACUCUUCGGAGAUUCCGGUCGUGUUGGUUGGCAACAAAGCAGAUUCCAUGAAUGGUCGCCAGGUGAGCACAAGAGAAGGAGAGCUCUUGGCGCAGCAGACCGGCUGUCAUUCGUUCCGUGAAGUUUCCGCACUCGCAGGACAUCAUGGUGUCAGCGAGGUAUUUGCCGAGUUAGUCAUGCACAUGCGAAGCUGCCGCAUGGACAAACAGCCAACAACUGCAACGACCUGGAAAUCGGAAAGGUCUGCUUCGCUGGACCCGAAACACACACAGGCUGGGACGGCAGCAGCAGCAGCUUCAGCAGCAGCAGCAGCAGCAGCGGCGGCAGGUAGAAGAUAUACAAUGAUAUCACCAACAACAGGCGCAAGACAAACCACUGGUAGCUUGCCGAAAUCCAGCUCUUUCGAUGAACUAGCCUCGAGACAGUACGCUGAGAGCUACUAUAACAACACACACGCGGUCGCUGUCACCAGGGGAACCGAAGGCAACUCCCUGACGAAUUUCAUUCGCACGAGCUUGAACGCUCUGAAGAGCCUCACACCACGCUCCUCGCCGUCACCUUCACCAAGAUCCACUCCUCGACCGUCACCUAGGACUUCUCCUCGUCCUUCACCUAUGACGUCACCACGACCAUCCCCACGUUCAUCACCCAGGCCGUCUCCACGAACAUCACCUAGACCAUCGCCAUUCAAUAGUCCGCGUGUUUCCAUAGAAACAGGGUCCAGUGUAAGUGGUUGCCAAGACAUCAGCAUCCGUGCAUUACAAUCACAGCAAUGUAAUCAACAGAAUCUGCACCAGCAUCCGCGCAGAGAGCAGCUGGUACCGUCAGAACCAGGCCAAGCAGCGCAGGGGCCGGGCAGUACUGACGGUUAUGGUGUGGUGCGAAAGGUAGCGAGAGUAGCUGGGGAUGGACAGUACCGCUUCACACUACAGGCUGAUGUUUGAAUAAGUCUUUUUCUUCAGAUGCUUGGCGUUUCGUUCAUUUUUGUAUUGAGAUUUUGUGUCAUAAUUACUGUGUAAGCACAUUUGCUUUGCCCGUACGUACAAGAGGCGUUUCACAAUAAUACAUGUACAAUGUCACGUGAUUGCAAUGUUCACACAGUAACGACUGCCAUUCAGGCGUUCACAUUUCCAAAUCAUUGUAACCCAGCCGUGUCUGGAGGUGCCAGUGGACAUGAUAAUAUUGAGGAACUACCGCGACCACGUGACCACUCAAGCAAUAUCCACUCCCGAGGAGUGAUGCACUGCCAUUACAAGUUUUCUGCCAGAUUAGAGGGCUGAAGACUGUCCAGUAUUCAGCAAGGGCAAUUGAUACACUCCCAAGUGUCACAAAGUGCAUGUCAUGGCCUUCUGCUUGCAAGACGUCAAGGGUGUUGGUAGCUUAUCGUCUUGCGUGUACUGAGUAUUGAUGAAGUAUUCCAGUGACUGCUAUCUUUCCAUAGCUAGGGUAUUGGUUUAUUCCUCUACAUGUACAUGCAUGUACGUACAGAUAUCUCUUACGCAAUGUUACACAAUGUCAUGUAAUAUCAUAAUGGUAUCCAGCGACAGACUGAGGACUCACACAUGCAAGCACACGCGUGAACACGUACGCGCGCACAUAUACACAUACGCGCACGCUCUGGGAUUGGUGCCUCUCAUUCUUGAACGUUAACUUUGCUUCAGUGUAUCCCCAGUACAACAUUACUCAGUCAGUGAUAUCGCUCUGUUUGAUCUCUAGACUGCCACAUCACCGAGACCACAAACCAGUUGUCUAGUAGUCUCGCGGAUAUUGAUUGGAUUCGGUGAAAAUCAGAAUUACAUUAUCAAUACGCUAUGUCAGUGUCAUAGGAACAAGUCACUGAGUUCUCAGAUUUCUUUUGAAUUCUCAGAUACCCCCUA